AGGGAGAGCGCACUCCACGUUGGCGCAGGCACCGGACCGGGAGAACGGAGCGUUGUGCACGGAGGCAGCAUGGCUUCGUCUCACGGGAGAAGCGACGUGCGGUUUGCAGACUGGAUGGCAAGUUUACCGCAGAGCAUGCACACUAUUCCGCUCACCAACCUGGCUAUUCCCGGUUCCCAUGAUUCCUUCAGUUUCUACAUCGACGAGGCGUCUCCUGUUGGCCCCGAGCAGCCGGAGACGGUGCAGAACUUUGUGUCUGUUUUUGGCACAGUGGCCAAGAAGCUAAUGAGGAAGUGGUUAGCCACACAGACUAUGAACUUCACCAGCCAACUGGAGGCUGGGAUCCGCUUCUUUGACCUGCGCAUCUCCACCAAGCCCCGCGACCCCGACAACGAGCUGUUCUUCGCCCACGGGCUCUUCAGCGCCACGGUGCGAGAAGGUCUGGAGCAGAUCAGCAGCUUCCUGUCGGCUCAUGCCAGAGAGGUCGUGUUCCUGGACUUCAACCACUUCUACGGCGUGCAGAACCUGCACCAUGAAAAACUGGUGGCCAUGUUAAAGGAGGUGUUUGGAGAGAAACUCUGCCCAGUCGUCUUCGCUCAGGAGGUGACUCUGCAGUAUCUGUGGGAGAAGGAGUACCAGGUGCUUGUCUUCUACCACCACCCCAUGGCCCUGGAGGUGCCCUUCCUGUGGCCAGGCCAGAUGAUGCCGUCUCCCUGGGCCAACACCACAGAUCCAGAGAAGCUGGUUCAGUUUCUCCAGGCGUCUGUCACUGACCGCAGGAGGAAGGGGACCUUCUUUGUCUCCCAGGUGGUUCUGACACCAAAGGCCAGUACUGUGAUGAAGGGCGUGGCCAGUGGACUGAGAGAGACAAUCACAGAAAGGGCCUUGCCGGGCAUGAUGCAGUGGAUAAGAUCGCAGAGGCCCGGGGAGAGCGGCAUCAACAUCAUCACAGCUGACUUUGUGGAGCUCGGAGAAUUCAUCAGCGCCGUCAUCACCCUCAACUAUCAUCUGGACGAUGAUGAAGAUGACGCCACCUGAGAGCCCGCGGGGGGGAGCGUCAGGGAGCAUAGGCACCACCACCAGUGGUUUGGUCUGUGCUCUCUCUCUUUUCUCUUUGGCAUUUAUUUCAGGAGGGGAGCUGCACUGCUCCUUUCACUUUAUUUAGGGCUAUAGCGAAUUGAGAGAUCAAAUGGCAAAAAGGGGGUUGAGGGAAGAGAAGCUGUGAUGAGGAGAAACAACACUGGUGUUUGGCUGGCGCACGAAGAGAAUGAGGUUUUGUUUGUUUGUUUCCUAUUUAGGGAUCAGAAUUGUGUUUUCAAGUGAGAUGUUCAUUUCCUUUACUUCCUGUGCUGUAAAAAUAGCUGCUUUUCCACUGAUCAAAUGCACUGUUUUCAACCAAGGGUAGAGUCCUCAGAGCAUAUCAACUUUCUGCUAAACGUGUUGGUCCAUCACUCUUGAUAUUCUUGUGACAGUGAAGUUUUUUUUUCAGAGGUUGUGUGAAAAUCAGUUUGUGUAAUUUAAACCACUCAAAUCAUAGGCUGGUGUG
Molecule: messenger RNA, 1546 nt
Organism: Chelmon rostratus (copperband butterflyfish)
Lineage: Eukaryota; Metazoa; Chordata; Actinopteri; Chaetodontiformes; Chaetodontidae
Gene: plcxd3
Product: phosphatidylinositol-specific phospholipase C, X domain containing 3
Exons: 6
Coding region: 70-1038 (322 amino acids)
Biological process (GO): lipid metabolic process
Cellular component (GO): synapse
Molecular function (GO): phosphoric diester hydrolase activity
Source: RefSeq, a predicted model, not a curated record